Micromonas pusilla CCMP1545 is the source of this 1949-nucleotide messenger RNA. RefSeq lists its product as uncharacterized. The transcript is spliced from 4 exons. NCBI's taxonomy places the organism in Eukaryota, Viridiplantae, Chlorophyta, Mamiellophyceae, Mamiellales, Mamiellaceae. The coding region runs from base 1 to 1827 and encodes 608 amino acids. The record is from RefSeq and is a predicted model, not a curated record.
AUGGCCGCGCCGGUCGCGUUCGCCGGCGCGCUCGCGCCGUCUCCGCGCGAUCGAUCCGCGCGCGCGUCGUCGUCCUCGCGCGCGCGCGCGGCGGCGCCGCCGCCGUCCGGUCGUCCUCGGCUCGGCCGAGUGAUUCGAUCGUCGUCGUCCCCCAGAGAUGCGCACGCGUCCCACGACGAGAGCGACGAGAGCGCGGGGCCCCCGCUCGGCGUCGUGCUGACGCACGUCAGCGCCGACUUCGACACGCUCUCCUCCGCGGUCGGGCUCGCGAAGCUGCGCGAUCACCGCCUCGGCGCGCAGUGCACGUGCGUCGUCCUCCCCAGGGGCGCGUCGCCUGGGGUGUCGCAUUAUCUCGCGCUGCACAAGAACAAGUUCCCGAUCAAAGAGUUUCGCGCCGUGGACGCUUCUCGGCUCGAGUGGGUCGGCGUCGUCGACGCGCAGCGGCGCGACCGACUCGCGGACUGCGCGAGUUGGCUCGACGACGCGAAGGACGUCGUCGUCGUGGAUCACCACGCGCUCGCGACGUCGGACAUCGACGCGACGGAGCGGAUCAUUCAGGAGGUUGGCGCGACGGCGACGGUGGUGGCGGAGAUGCUCGAGGCGGAGGACGUCAAGAUCACGGAGGAGGACGCGACGCUGCUCGGGCUCGGGAUUCACACGGACACCGGGUCGCUGACGUUCGAGGCGACGACGCCCCGCGACGCGAAAGCGCUCGCGUACUGCCUCGAGCGCGGCGCCUCCCAGAAGGUGCUCGCGGAGUACGUCAACCCGAACCUGACGCCCGAGCAGAGAGAGGUGAUCGCGCGAGGUUUAGGCUCGACGCGGCAGACGGAGGCGGAGGGACUCACCAUCGCCGCGGUGAACGUGGAGUGCGACGAGUACACGCCCGGGAUGGCGACGUGCGCGAAAGAGCUGCUGGACCUCACCGACAGCGACGUGCUCUUCAUGGCGGUGUCGUACGUUCACGGGAAGAAGAACCCGUACCGCCACGUCAGCGUCAUCGGCCGAGCGAAGCCGGUGAAGACGGUGGACCUGGGGGAGGUACUGACGAACGCGUUCGCGGGCGGCGGGCACCCGAAGGCGGCGUCCGCGGCGUUUCGCAUGGACCAGGAGCUGAAGACCGUGGACGCGAACCCGGAGUUGGAGGCGCGGCGCGUCGCGGGCGACAUCGACGGGAUUCUGGACGUGCUCGUGGGCACCGUGGUGGCGACGCAGGUGCCGCCGCAGAAGACGGCGGGGGACGUCAUGAAACGCGCGGCGAACGUCGUCAGCGCGCGGCCGUCGAUGACGAUGGGGGAGGUGGGCGGCCUCCUCGAGAGGGAACACGGGCACAGGUCGUGCCCGGUCAUCUCCGACGACGGCGUUCUCGUGGGCGUGGUGUCGAUCACGGAGGUUGACGUCGCCGCGAUCAAAGGGCAGCUCGAUCGGCCGGUGAGCGGGUACAUGAAGCUUCGAUCUGCGGUCACGCUGACGACGCCCGUGAGCGAGUGCGAGAGGAUACUCGUCGAGAACGGCGAGGGGUGCAUCCCGGUCGUCGCCAACUACGAGGACGAUAAGAAGGCGUGGAAGCUCGCGGGGCUGGUCACGCGAGCGACGAUACUCAACACGCACGAGUAUUACCGGAGUAAACGCAUGAGCGGCGGACGGGGGUUUAAGGGCCCGCCGCCGAAGACGAAGUUCAACGAGGUGUUCUUCGCCGAGGACGUCCUGAGCAUGGACUCGAUCGACGACGUCGAGGCUGCGCUCAGCGCGCAGGAGAGGGAGUCGCUGGAGGCGUUGCUGCCGCGGGAGGGCGACAAGGGGACGACGAGCGAAGAAGCCUCUUGAAGAGAGAAAGAAAGGAACGCCAACGCUCGCGUCCGUCGCGACGAUUGACGCGAUACCUAAUACGCGCGAAAUGACUGACGACGUCUAUCGCAUCUAGAACUGCUUCGAGAUCUUCACCUCCC